This is a messenger RNA of Lacerta agilis (Sand lizard), 3896 nucleotides long. It is a transcript of the gene TECPR1, whose product is annotated as tectonin beta-propeller repeat containing 1. Gene Ontology annotation, cellular component: membrane. The transcript is spliced from 25 exons. The coding region runs from base 75 to 3671 and encodes 1198 amino acids. Lineage: Eukaryota; Metazoa; Chordata; Lepidosauria; Squamata; Lacertidae. The record is from RefSeq and is a predicted model, not a curated record.
GCCGCCGCCGCCGCCGCUCCCGGUACGCAAGACGUGGAGGAAAAACCCAAGGCGGCCGUGCUGGACAUUCAGCCAUGAGCACGUCCGGUUCUCUCCUGUGGGCGGUCGAUAUCUUUGGCCGAGUCUACACGCUUUCCACCACCGGCCAGUACUGGGAACUCUGCAGAGAUGGGGAGCUGGAGUUCAAGAGGGUUUCUGCCGUCAAGCAGUGCUGCUGGGGAAUUGCGUGCGACCACCAGGUCUACGUUUACAUCCACUCCAACGACGUCCCCAUCCGGUACCAGGAAGAAACCUACGAGAAUCAGCGCUGGAAUCCUGUGAUUGGCUUCUGCGAGAAGUUAUUGCCCAGUGACCGCUGGCAGUGGAGCGAUGUGAGUGGGCUGAAGCAUCAGAUGCUCGAAAGCUUUGAGUUGCCGUCGCCUCACUGGGAAUGGGAAUCUGACUGGUAUGUGGAUGAAAAUUUUGGAGGGGACCCCACAGAGAAAGGGGGCUGGACAUACGCUAUAGAUUUCCCAGCCACCUAUACCAAAGACAAGAGGUGGAAUUCCUGUGUGCGACGGAGGCGAUGGAUUCGGUACCGGAGAUACAAGUCGCGAGAUACAUGGGCAAAGAUUCCAUCCCAACAGGAUCCCAAACAGUUGCCGGAUCCUUUCAGUGAUCUUUCCGUCGGAGGAUGGGAGAUUACAGACGAGCCAGUGGGAAGGUUGUCAGUCUGGGCUGUGUCUUUGCAAGGAAAGGUCUGGUACAGGGAAGACGUCUGCCAUCACAAUCCGGAAGGUUCUUCGUGGUCUUUAAUUACUACCCCCGGCGAAGCCGUCCAGAUCAGCUGCGGGCCGUACGACCUUCUCUGGGGAACGCUUUGGGAAGGGCAGGCGAUUGUGAGGGAAGGUAUUGACAGGCACAACCCUCAAGGAAGUUCUUGGACGAUUGUGGAGCCUCCGGUCCCAGAGAAUGGAAUCUUACAUGUGUCAGUGGGUGUGAAUGUUGUUUGGGCAGUAACCAAAGACCGAAAAGUCUGGUUCAGAAGAGGUGUGAACUCUCACAAUCCUUGCGGCACCAGCUGGAUCGAGAUGGUUGGCGAGAUGGUGAUGGUAAACGUCGGCUUGAAUGACCAGGUCUGGGGGAUCAGCUGUGAGGACAGAGCCGUUUAUUUCCGUCAAGGCGUCACCCCAAGUGAGCUGAGUGGGAAAACGUGGAAAGCGAUUGUCUGCAGCCGAGAUAGUGACCGAUCGCAGACUGGCAGCUCAACAAGUCUCCACAGUGCUGGCUGUUUCUUCACGGAUGACAUCAAGGAACAAACCAGCUCCAUAUUCCGAAGUGAUGGAGACCUCCCGUCCGAUAUCGAAGCACCUCUGGUUCUGGAAAACGUUUGCCUGCCUGGGUGUGCGGCAGGUGACAACAGGCCCCAACAGGCACCGGAAUCGGACGCAGGCCCGGCUGUGAAUCUUGUCCCAUCCCCUCUUGACGAAGCCAGCCCUGCGGCAGAUAAAGGGCCCGCGGAUGUCCCAGAAGCACCUGCCUUGGGUCCAGAUUCUCUACCCGCUGAAUUGCAGUGGACAAACAUUGACCUGAAGGAGGCCAAGAAGCCAGCUGCGGCCUCUGCAAGCGCCUCGGCUGAGGCAUCCAGCCUGUCCUCUUUUGGCACAUUAUCUGUCGGCAUAGAGGAUCAUUUGGAGGCUGACGAACAUCCGUUGUGGGCCUGGGUCUGUGGCGGAGGCUGCUUUGUGGAUUCACACAGCUCCCUCAAGUGGUUCACAGUGCAGUCAGCCUUAUCCUCUUCCGGGCAGUCCCUCUCUCUCUCCAUCACCCCAGCACAGACUGCCGUGUGGCGGAAGCAGAUCUUCCAGCAGCUCACAGAAAGGACUCGGCGGGAGGUGGAGAACUUUCGACACUACGAACAGGCUGUCGAGCAGUCUGUUUGGGUCAAAACUGGAACCUUGCAAUGGUGGAGAAACUGGAAGCCUUACAGGUGGGUUGAUGUGCGGGUGGCCCUCGAGCAGUUCACCGGGAACGAUGGCACACGGGACAGCAUCCUCUUCAUCUAUUACAUGCACUACGAGGAGAAGAAGUACAUCCACGUGUUCCUCAAUGAAGUCACCAUCCUGGUUGAGAUCCUGAACGAGGCCAAACAUUCCUUCGCUCUGUAUACGCCGGAAAAAACCAAGCAGCGCUGGCCCAUCCGACUAGCGGCUGCCACCGAACAGGAGAUGCACGACUGGCUGGCUCUCCUGAGCAUGUCCUGCUGCGAAAGCCGGCAGAUCCAGGGCCCCCCCUCCCAUCAGGCCAUCUGGUCCGUGACCUGCAAAGGGGACAUCUUCGCCAGUGAGCCGAGUCCUGACAUGGAGGCAGCGACACACCCAACACCAUGUGACCAAAUGUUCUGGCGCCAGAUAGGUGGACAUCUCCGAAUGAUUGAAUGCAACAGCCGCGGCAUAGUCUGGGGCGUGGGGUACGACCACACCGCCUGGGUUUACACCGGUGGAUAUGGAGGAAGUUUCUUCUCAGGUCUAGCGAGCAGCGCAGAUAACAUUUACUCGCAGUCAGAUGUGAAGUGUGUCUACAUUUACGAGAAUCAACGGUGGAAUCCUGUCACUGGAUACAGCAGCAGGGGCCUCCCCACGGAUCGGUAUAUGUGGAGCGAUGCAUCCGGCUUGCAGGAGUGUACGAAGACCAACACCAAGCCUCCGUCGCCACAAUGGUCUUGGGUUUCUGACUGGUACAUCGAUUUUAGCAUUUCGGGUGGCACUGACCGGGAAGGGUGGCAAUACGCAGCUGACUUUCCAGCGUCUUAUCACGGGCACAAGACAAUGAAGGACUUUGUGCGGCGAAGGCGUUGGGCCAGGAAAUGCAGAUACGUCACCAGUGGUCCUUGGCUGGAAGUCCCCCCCAUAGCCCUGUGGGACGUUUCCAUCAUUCCUGAAUCUCUGGCUGCUGAGGACGAGUUUGUGGCUCUUUGGGCUAUCAGCGACAAGGGAGAUGUGCUUUGCCGACUAUGCAUCACGCCCCAAAACCCAGCUGGAACAUCCUGGCUCCACGUGGGAACAGAUCAGCCCUUCGUUUCGGUUUCCAUCGGAGCAUUUCACCAGGUCUGGGCCGUGGCCCGCGAUGGCUCCAUCUUCUAUCGCGGUUCAGUAUCGCCGAAGAAACCUGAAGGUGACUGCUGGUACCAUAUUCCUUCUCCUCCAAAGCAGAAGAUAAAGCAAGUCUCUGUUGGACGAACCUCUGUCUUUGUUGUGGAUAAAAAUGGUAAUCUGUGGUAUCGCCAGGGCAUCUCACCAAGCUACCCUGAGGGCUCCAGCUGGGACCACAUUUCAAACAACGUCCGCAAAGUGUCCGUUGGGCCUUUGGACCAGGUCUGGGUGAUAGCUGACAAAGUACAAGGGAGCCAUAGCUUGAGCUGUGGAACGGUCUGUCAUCGGACGGGAGUCCAGCCAAUGGAGCCGAAAGGCCAUUCCUGGGACUACGGCAUUGGGGGAGGAUGGGAACACAUCACAGUGAGAGCCAACGCCGUGGAGAGCACCAAGGCUGUAGCCCAGGAAGCCUCCGCAGGGCAUCCCCCCGAGCCCAAUGAAACCGAAGCUGGAGAGAAUGAAGGAAGAGGAGACCCUCCCCAAAACACUGUCUUGGUGGACACAGCUCAGGGCUUGGACCGGAAUGCUGUGCAAUGUUAAUGCGCUCCAUUGUCUAGAGACGUGGCGUAGCAUUUUGCUUCCACUCCACUCACUCCACGCACCCCCAAUCGGUGUAAAGUCUCAGUGGAUCUGUGCCUGUUUCUGAACACUUUCGUCAUCUCGCCCGGACAGAAGAGGGAGUUGUGUAUUCGUGAAGGCUUGAGGAGUCCAAAUCUUGCCUAGUUCUGUGGUUGGUUGUAGACCUUUUGUCUAUUUCAGUGUGGU